This is a messenger RNA of Sorghum bicolor (sorghum), 1308 nucleotides long. Its product is annotated as pre-mRNA-splicing factor ATP-dependent RNA helicase DEAH1. Gene Ontology annotation, molecular function: RNA binding. The record is from RefSeq and is a predicted model, not a curated record. The transcript is spliced from 2 exons. Gene Ontology annotation, cellular component: intracellular anatomical structure. The coding region runs from base 1 to 1308 and encodes 435 amino acids. Lineage: Eukaryota; Viridiplantae; Streptophyta; Magnoliopsida; Poales; Poaceae.
AUGGCCCCUCCUGCUGGUCGGUGCGAUCAUGCGGCUGCGGCCUCCCGUCGGCGAAGCGCCCGGCUAGCCGCGCUGCGCACGUUGCCGGCUCCACCAACAGCCGUGGCACCUCCUGCACCACGAACAACGACGACGCCGUGCCGCCGCCGCCGCCGUCUGCCUCUUCACUUCCGGCGUUCUGACAACCAGGCGUGCCUAGUGAGCAACCUGGCGCAUCAUCAAGUGGUCUUUGUGGAAGCGUGGCCCGGGACGGGGAGGAGCAGCCAGGUCCCCCGCGUGCUCCACGCCGCCGGCCACGGCCCGGUCGUCUGCUCCCAGACGUACCGCAUCGCGGCCGAGCCUCGGGCACGGCUGCUCCACCUGCUCGCCGCCGACCCGCUCCUCGCUCGCUACGGCGCCGUCGUGGUGGACGAGGCGGACGACGGCAUGCUGCUCACGGCCGCCGUGCUCAGCUGCGUCAAGGCCGUCGUGGCCCGGCGCCCGGAGCUCCGGCUGGUCAUCUGCAUACACGGCACCAUGUUCUACGGCGAGGGCGCCAUCAAUGAUUUCUUCCCCGACGCCGUGCACUUGUGGUUCCGAACCAUGCUAGGUGUUCUCCGCUUUCACGAUUUCCUCACCGAGCCGGUUCCGGUGACGGACUACGUCGCCGCGUCCGUGCACACGGUGUGCAGCAUCCAUUCCGGCGAGCCACCGGGCGACGUGCUCGUCUUCCUCCCGACGCGUGCGGACAUCGAGUCUGCCGAGCGCCUUCUCGCCGCUCGGGCACUGCCGGGACUCGUCACGCGCUGCCUCCACGACGGCCUCGCCGUCGCCGAUCUGAUCGGCGACGUCCUGAGCCCAGCGCCAGACGGCAAGCGGAAGGUUGUCCUGGCCAACGACGUCGCCAACUCGGCAGUGUUCGUGGAGGGGAUCAAGUACAUCGUUGACUCCGGCUACCUCUGCACAGAUAACGCGCUGCCAUCGCUGACGACGACGGCGGGAGCAUCAUCGCCGCCGGCGGCGGCUCAGAUGGUCCGGGCUCUGAAGGUCGCCGUGCGAUCGGGGUACCACAUCAAGCGCAGGGGGAACGAGGGCAAGUGCUUCUGCUUGUACACCACGGCGGAGUGUCGAGGGAUGUUGCGAACUUGUUGGUCCUCGCUCAGAGCGAGGACCAACGACGCCAACGGCAUCGCCGGCGUCGUUCUCGUCCUCAAGCAUCUCGGGAUCAUCAGCGGCAGCAUUGAGAGCUUCAACUUCGUGCUGCCGCCACGCCCAGAAACACUGGAGAGGGCAGUGGAGGUGCUCGAGGCUGCUGGCGCCGUGGGGUGA